Hemibagrus wyckioides is the source of this 1008-nucleotide messenger RNA. RefSeq lists its product as uncharacterized. Gene Ontology annotation, biological process: immune response; T cell costimulation; cell surface receptor signaling pathway. Gene Ontology annotation, cellular component: external side of plasma membrane. Lineage: Eukaryota; Metazoa; Chordata; Actinopteri; Siluriformes; Bagridae. The record is from RefSeq and is a predicted model, not a curated record. The transcript is spliced from 5 exons. The coding region runs from base 1 to 1008 and encodes 335 amino acids.
AUGAUUUUUUCUCACCGCUCUCGCUGUGAGCUUUAUAUUGACAAGCCUUUACUGAUUAUACCAACAUUAGAAUAUGGCUGUGAUCUCUCUGGUGAUAAUGACCUGGUAGAAAUCACACAACACCAAGGAGGUUCAGUUCUGUUACCCUGCUCCUGCUCUGACCUGAACACCAAACCUCAGACAUUCACCUGGAGGACCUACAGAACAGGACCUUCGACUGACGUGUUAAAUGAUGAACACUACCGUGGCAGACUUCAGCUGUUUAAUAACAUUUCUCCUGGUAAUCUGUCUCUGUUCAUAUCUGACCUGAGAGAAGAAGAUGGGGCAGACUACAGGUGCAGCACUGAGAAGGAAUACAGAGACAUGAAGAUUAAUGUUAAAGUAGGAAGAAGAGAAACUUCAACACACUCGGGGAAAACAGACAGAAGACCUCCAUCAGAACAGCCUCCAAGUAAAACAACAAACUCUCCACCUUCAUCAUCCUCAACAACACUGGAACAAGAUAAACAACAAACUCACAGCAGACUCCCUCUGGGCUGUGAGCUGGUGAAGAAGGCAGAGGUAGAGGACAUGACUGUGUUCACAGGAGAGUCUGUAGUUCUGCCCUGUGUCUGCACUGACCUACAGAACAAACCAAAGUCUCUAAAAUGGGAGUUUUCAAUACCAACAGAAUCUAAUAGCAAUCAUUAUCAGGAAAUUUACCCUGAACAGACUGGACAUCACAGAAACAGAGUCAAACUGGUCAGUAAAAACUCUCCAGGAAACCUCUCUCUACUCCUAUCAGACCUGACUGAAGAGGACCAGGGAAACUACAGAUGUUCUGUACAGGCAGAGAGAAAAGAUUUCAGACUAAAUGUUAAAGUAGGAAGAAGAGAAACUUCAACACACUCGACAGAAGACCUCCAUCAGAACAGCCUCCAAGUAAAACAACAAACUCUCCACCUUCAUCAUCCUCAACAACACUGGAUCAAGAUAAACAACAAACUCUACAUUAUAUUUUUAUUAUAA